AUGCGUGGCUCCAACGGUAUUGCCCUACUGGCUUCACUCACUAGCGUGGUGCUUGGCCAAAGCGCAAUCCAGGCCGAUGGCACCAACUUCACCUUGACUGGUGAUGGCGUCUCCUACCUGUUCCACGUCGAUCACGAAUCUGGUGAUCUCGUUUCCGACCACUUUGGAGGGCCCACGACCGAUUUCGUCCCCGCCGCACCAAUCAGCACCCAAGGUUGGCACGAUGGACUGGCCAAUGUUCGGAGAGAGUUCCCAGAUGUGGGCCGAAGUGAUCUUCGUUUGCCGGCCAUUCACAUCAGGCACAGCGACUCCAGUACCGUGUCGGCAUUUGCCUACCAGUCUCACGAAGUGAUGGACGGCAAGCCACCACUUCCAGGUCUUCCGGCAACGUUUGGCAAUGCCGAAGAUGUCUCGACUGUGAAAGUGACAAUGUACGACAAUUACUCGGAUGUUACUGCGGUGCUCUCCUACUCCAUCUUCCCCCGCUACAAUGCUAUUGCAAGAAGCUUCCAGAUCAUGAACAAUGGGUCGAACGACAUUGUCAUCGAACGUGCGGCAUCGUUUAGCACUGACAUGCCCAAUCUUGAUUUGGACAUGAUUGAAUUGCAGGGAGACUGGUCGCAUGAGAUGAACAAGGUCAUCCGCAAAGUCCAAUACGGCGAGACUGGCUUCCGCAGUACAGAGGGAUAUUCUUCGCAUACUCACAACCCUUUCUUCGCUCUCAUGGAACCGACCACGACCGAGACAUCCGGAGAGGUAUGGGGCUUCAACCUGGUCUAUACCGGAAGUUUCGCCGCAACGGUAGAGCGCUUCUCACACGGUUACGUCCGUGUUCUUCUCGGCCUCAACGAAAUUCACAGCAGCUUGACUGUCGCGCCCGGUGAGACGUUCACAUCGCCCGAAGCCGUUGCCGUCUACUCUUCGCAGGGUCUGGGUGGAAUGAGCAGGAGCUUUCACAGCCUGUACCGCCACCACUUGUCCCGGUCGAACUACACGCUCCAGACUCGACCCGUUUUGCUGAAUUCAUGGGAGGGCUUGGGCUUCAACUAUACCGCCUCGUCGUUAGAACGACUUGCAGGUGAAGCAGACGCUCUGGGAAUCAAGCUCUUUGUGAAUGAUGAUGGAUGGUUCGGAACCGAGUAUCCGCGCAACAAUGACACUCUAGGUCUAGGUGACUGGACACCCAAUCCCGCAAAGUUCCCUGAAGGUCUGGGUCCAUACGUCGCAGCAGUGAACAAUGUGUCGACGACAGGUCCCGACCCAGAGCCGUUGAAGUUUGGUCUCUGGCUCGAGCCGGAGAUGGUCAAUCCCAACUCGACUCUCUACCACGAGCACCCCGAAUGGGUCAUGAAAUCCGGCCAACACGCCCAAACGCUCACGCGAAACCAACUGGUCCUCAACCUCGCCCUCCCCGAAGUCCAAGACUACAUCAUCCAAUUCGUCUCUGAAAUUCUCGACUCCGCCAACAUCGAAUACAUCAAAUGGGACAACAACCGCGCGAUCCACGAAAUGCCCCGCCCAUCCACCUCACACUCCUACAUCCUCGGCCUCUACCACAUCAUCGACAUCCUCACCACCAAAUACCCCCGCAUCCUCUGGGAAGGCUGCGCCUCCGGCGGCGGCAGAUUCGACGCCGGACUCCUACACUACUGGCCACAAUCCUGGACAUCCGACAACACAGACGGUUCGAAUCGCCUCACCAUCCAAUUAGGAACAUCUCUCGCCUACCCGCCUUCCGCAAUGGGUUGCCACGUCUCCAAAGUCCCCAACGGACUCACUGGAAGAAACAUUUCCAUCGAAUAUCGCUCUCAUGUCGCUCUCAUGUGUGGUUCUUUCGGGUUUGAACUCAACCCUUCCGAACUCUCUCCGGAAGAAAUCUCCGCCAUCCCAGAAAUCAUGGCCCUCGCAGCUCGCAUCAACCCCAUCGUCAUCAACGGUGAUUUCUACCGUUUACGAACCCCCUCCCCUUCCUCCUCCUAUUCCCCCUCAUCAUCAACAUCCGACAACUGGCCCGCGGUCCAAUUCCUCUCGGCGAACAAAACCACCGCGAUUGUGUUCGCAUUUCAACAAUCCGCCAUGAUUAAACCUGCACCGCCUCCGUUGAAAUUGCAGGGGUUGGAGGCGGAAGCGAGGUAUUGGAAUAGUGCGGAUAAUGGGACGUAUUGGGGGAAAAGUUAUAUGUCUGCGGGGUUGAAUUUGGAUUGGGAGACGAGGGAUUAUCAGAGUGUGGUUUUGUGGUUGUAUAAGGUGUAA
Sphaerulina musiva SO2202 is the source of this 2253-nucleotide messenger RNA. Its product is annotated as glycoside hydrolase family 36 protein. The coding region runs from base 1 to 2253 and encodes 750 amino acids. Gene Ontology annotation, molecular function: alpha-galactosidase activity. NCBI's taxonomy places the organism in Eukaryota, Fungi, Ascomycota, Dothideomycetes, Mycosphaerellales, Mycosphaerellaceae. The record is from RefSeq and is a predicted model, not a curated record. Gene Ontology annotation, biological process: carbohydrate catabolic process. The transcript is spliced from 4 exons.